UACCUGGUGGAGAAUCCUGGGAGUUAUGUGGCAUAUAGUAAGGCUGCAACAGUUACUGGUAAACUGGUCCAUGCUAAUUUUGGUACUAAAAAAGAUUUUGAGGAUUUAGACACUCCUGUGAAUGGAUCUAUAGUGAUUGUCAGAGCAGGGAAAAUCACCUUUGCAGAAAAGGUUGCAAAUGCUGAAAGCUUAAAUGCAAUUGGUGUCUUGAUAUACAUGGACCAGACUAAAUUUCCCAUUGUUAACUCAGAACUUUCAUUCUUUGGACAUGCUCAUCUGGGGACAGGUGACCCUUACACACCUGGAUUCCCUUCCUUCAAUCACACCCAGUUUCCACCAUCUCGGUCAUCAGGAUUGCCUAAUAUACCCGUCCAGACAAUCUCCAGAGCUGCUGCAGAAAAGCUGUUUGGGAAUAUGGAAGGAGACUGUCCCUCUGACUGGAAAACAGACUCUACAUGUAGGAUGGUAACCUCAGAAAGCAAGAGUGUGAAGCUCACUGUGAGCAAUGUGCUGAAAGAGAUAAAAAUUCUUAACAUCUUUGGAGUUAUUAAAGGCUUUGUAGAACCAGAUCACUAUGUUGUAGUUGGGGCCCAGAGAGAUGCAUGGGGCCCUGGAGCUGCAAAAUCCGGUGUAGGCACAGCUCUCCUAUUGAAACUUGCCCAGAUGUUCUCAGAUAUGGUCUUAAAAGAUGGGUUUCAGCCCAGCAGAAGCAUUAUCUUUGCCAGUUGGAGUGCUGGAGACUUUGGAUCGGUUGGUGCCACUGAAUGGCUAGAGGGAUACCUUUCGUCCUUGCAUUUAAAGGCUUUCACUUAUAUUAAUCUGGAUAAAGCAGUUCUUGUACCAGAGCCUUGCGUUUUCUUGCAGGACACAGAUUAUCCUUAUUUGGGUACCACCAUGGACACCUAUAAGGAACUGAUUGAGAGGAUUCCUGAGUUGAACAAAGUGGCACGAGCAGCUGCAGAAGUCGCUGGUCAGUUGGUGAUUAAACUAACCCAUGAUGUUGAAUUGAACCUGGACUCUGAGAGGUACAACAGCCAACUACUUUGCUUUGUGAGGGAUCUGAACCAAUACAGAGCAGACAUAAAGGAAAUGGGCCUGAGUUUACAGUGGCUGUAUUCUGCUCGUGGAGACUUUUUCCGUGCUACUUCCAGACUAACAACAGAUUUCGGGAAUGCUGAGAAAACAGACAGAUUUGUCAUGAAGAAACUCAAUGAUCGUGUCAUGAGAGUGGAGUAUCACUUCCUCUCUCCCUACGUAUCUCCAAAAGAGUCUCCUUUCUGUCAUGUCUUCUGGAGCUCCGGCUCUCACACGCUGUCAGCUUUACUGGAGAACUUGAAACUGCGGAAACAAAAUAACGGUGCUUUUAAUGAAACGCUGUUCAGAAACCAGUUGGCUCUAGCUACUUGGACUAUUCAGGGAGCUGCAAAUGCCCUCUCUGGUGACGUUUGGGACAUUGACAAUGAGUUUUAAAUGUGAUACCCAUAGCUUCCAUCAGAACAGCAGGGUAGUCUGGUUUCUAGACUUGUGCUGAUUGUGCUAAAUUUUCAGUAGGGCUACAAAACCUGAUGUUAGAAUUCCAUCCCAUCAUCUUGGUACUACUAGAUGUCUUUAGGCAGCAGCUUUUAAUACAGGGUAGAUAACCUGUACUUCAAGUUAAAGUGAAUAACCACUUAAAAAAUGUCCAUGAUGGAAUAUUCCCCUAUCUCUAGAAUUUUAAGUGCUUUGUAAUGGGAACUGCCUCUUUCCUGUUGUUGUUAACGAAAAUGUCAGAAACCAGUUAUGUGCAUGAUCUCUCUGACUCCUAAGGGCUGGUCUCUGCUGAAGGUUGUAAGUGGUUGCUUACUUCGAGUGAUCCUCCAACUUCAUUUGAUGCUAAAUAGGAGAUACUGGGUUGAAAGACCUUUUUCCAAAUGAGAUCUAAGCCUUUCCAUAAGGAAUGUAGCUGGUGUCCUUAUUCCUGAAAGAAACAGUUAACUUUCAGAAGAGAUGGGCUUGUUUUCUUGCCAAUGAGGUCUGAAAUGGAGGUCCUUCUGCUGGAUAAAAUGAGGUUCAACUGUUGAUUGCAGGAAUAAGGCCUUAAUAUGUUAACCUCAAUGUCAUUUAU
Nomascus leucogenys (northern white-cheeked gibbon) is the source of this 2104-nucleotide messenger RNA. Its product is annotated as transferrin receptor protein 1-like. Gene Ontology annotation, biological process: iron ion transport; intracellular iron ion homeostasis. The record is from RefSeq and is a predicted model, not a curated record. NCBI's taxonomy places the organism in Eukaryota, Metazoa, Chordata, Mammalia, Primates, Hylobatidae. Gene Ontology annotation, cellular component: external side of plasma membrane.